Messenger RNA from Athene cunicularia (burrowing owl), 4137 nucleotides. RefSeq names its product solute carrier organic anion transporter family member 1C1-like. Bases 173 to 2284 code for a protein of 703 amino acids. The record is from RefSeq and is a predicted model, not a curated record. Lineage: Eukaryota; Metazoa; Chordata; Aves; Strigiformes; Strigidae. The transcript is spliced from 15 exons. Gene Ontology annotation, molecular function: bile acid transmembrane transporter activity; protein binding. Gene Ontology annotation, biological process: bile acid and bile salt transport; sodium-independent organic anion transport; transmembrane transport. Gene Ontology annotation, cellular component: membrane.
ACAAGAUUAAAACUGCCUAAACCAUAGUUUGUGUAGAAGUUAAUGAUUCUUCUACCAAGUACCAGCACAGACUUGUUAAGGAGAGAAUACUCUGACUUUUGAGCAUUUGGUGGUAGUAUGACUGCUGUUGUGGUGGAUACAGAACCUAGAUCACUCAGUAAAGAAAUCAACCAUGACAGUGGAAACUGAAUCCAGCAAUGCUGAUGACUCAAAUCAGGAAGUAGAACCUGUCCAGCUUUUGGAUGAUGAAGCAAACAAAAAUCCACCAGUCAAAAAGAAGACUUCCUGUUGCACUGGCUUGAAGGCAUUUCUCGCUGCUUUAUCAUUCAGCUACUUGAGUAAAACAUUGUCUGGUACAAUUAUGAAAAGUUCCAUCACUCAGAUUGAACGAAGGUUUGACCUGACAUCAUCUACUGUUGGUUUCAUCGAUGGGAGCUUUGAGAUAGGUAACUUGCUGGUGAUAGCAUUUGUAAGCUACUUUGGAGCUAAACUUCAUAGGCCCAAAGUAAUAGCUGUUGGAUGUUUUACUAUGGCUUUGGGAAGUCUUUUAACAGCAAUGCCUCAUUUCUUCAUGGGAUAUUAUAAGUAUGAGACAACAUCACAUACAGCUACUUCAGCCAACUUAACUUCAAGCAUAAAUCCCUGUUCCCUACAUCAAGAUGUGAACGAAACUUUGUUGGAAGUGUCCCAAUCAGGCUGUGAGAAGGAACCAUCAUCACAUAUGUGGAUAUACAUUUUACUGGGAAACAUGUUACGUGGAAUUGGUGAGACACCAAUAACACCAUUGGGGAUCUCUUAUCUUGAUGAUUUUGCUAAAGAAGAGGAUGUUCCUGUGUAUGUAGCAUGUUUGCACACAAUAGCCAUGUUGGGCCCAAUGUUUGGUUUCCUGUUGGGAUCUUUAUGUGCAAAACUGUACGUGGAUAUUGGAUUUGUGGAUUUAGGAAGUAUCACUAUCACCCCACAGGAUUCACGCUGGGUGGGUGCAUGGUGGCUUGGCUUUUUAAUAGGUGGAGUAACCAGUUUCCUAGCUGCUAUUCCAUUUUGCUUCCUGCCAAGGAGUCUGAAAAAGCCAGAGGAAGCCAAUGACAAAACUUCAUACGAUCUCUUGGAAAACAUGAGGAAGAAACUUACUCCUGCACAGUCCAAGCGAAGGAAGUGGUCAGUAAUACUGAAAGAUUUCUAUACCUCCCUGAAAAAAGUAUUGAGUAAUCGAAUGUACUUUACAUUUUUGUGUUGCUCACUGUUACAGUUCAAUAGCUUUAUUGGUUUAUUCACUUACAAAGCAAAGUACAUGGAACAGCAGUAUGGACAAUCUACAUCUAAAUCUAACUUUCUAAUAGGAUUGACAUCCUUACCUCCUGUAGGUGUUGGGAUUUUCCUAGGAGGGUUGAUAAUGAAAAAGUACAAAAUGGGCAUCACUGGAGCAACCAAGUUUGCAUUUAUCAUGUCAUUUUUGUCCUAUGUCACCACUCUCUUGCACUUUUUUGUUGGCUGUGAGAACCAUGUGGUAGCAGGAAUGACAGUGUCCUAUGAAGGCAAACCCAUUCCGUACCAUGAAAAUGCCAUAUUUACUGAGUGCAACUCUGACUGCAAAUGUGCCUCCAAUGUGUGGGACCCUGUGUGUGGAGACAACGGACUCACGUAUGUUUCGGCAUGUCUAGCUGGGUGCAUGACUUCGGUGGGACAUGGAAAGAGCACAGUCUUCCAUAACUGCAGCUGUCUUGCAGUCAGCAGUUCAUGGACAGGAAAUAACUCUGUGACCUUGGGGCAAUGUCCAAAAAGUGAAGAUUGUUCAAUUAAGUUUAUUUAUUAUACAGUAAUACAAGUCAUAAGUGGCUUUUGUUAUGCACUGGGAGGUACCCCAGCAUACAUUAUUAUGUUUAGAUGCGUUCAGCCAGAGUUGAAAUCUCUUGCUGUUGGUCUAUACACACUCAUUCUGAGAGUGCUAGCUGGGAUUCCAGCACCAGUUUAUUUUGGUGCACUAAUUGACAAGACAUGUUUGAAAUGGGGAAGUACAAGUUGUGGGCAGCAAGGGGCUUGUAGGCUAUAUGACUCCAAUGCAUACAGGUAUGUCUACCUUGGUUUAUCAGCAGUGUUAAGAGGUCCUUCCUACUUGUUUGCAAUCCUUUUUUAUAUAUUGAUAAAGAAAGACUUUCAAAAUAAGAAGUCCAGACCUAUAGUGAAUGGAGGAAGAGAAGAUGCUCCUAUAAAUAAAGAAGAUAAUCGCAAGAUCAAAGAACAUUUGCCAGGUUCUUCUGGUGCAGAGAAUGAAUCAUGUAUUUAGAAAGCCAUGUAGACCAGUGUCACAAGGAUCAGGACAGAUUCUUUUAGAAACAAUUUUCACAACAUUACAAAUAACUAAAUAAUAAAUAAUAACACUGUUCAGAAGGCAAAACUAAUACCAAACCUGCAAUCAACAACAAGAAAAACUAGCAUGCAGGUAUGAAAAUGCUUUAUGUAUACCUGGUUACCAGUAACAGACAGAACAAGUUACAUGAACUGAAGCAAAUUCUCAACAGAUAAAGGCAAACUUCCCUAAAAGGGUCAAAGAUUACUGCUGGCAGAACAGCUGCAUGCCAAAGGCCCACGAAAUGUGAUACUGACCCUGUACACACAUCCACACGGUAGACUGACAUGGGAAUGACAAGCUCAAAUUCAAUCAGAAUUCAUAAUAAAAACAAAGCCUUUAAUCAGAAAAUUUCCACAAUAACUAAACGAAUCAUUGCUACAAUUUUCCACUGCAAAAUGGACAAAAGUAGUAUUUUUCCAAGAAGCAUUUUAUCUUAGCUCAGCUGAAAAUUUUAUGCCUGCUUAAAACUACAAAUAGGUUUCAAUAAAGGAAAUAAUUGUUUUUAAAAAUCUCAGUUGUAGAAUUUUAUUAAAAACUAAUUGUUUUAGUUAAGUGUCUAUGAAACAUAAGGAAUAUUCUGAAUUUUGCAGUGAUAAUUUUUUCUUAGUAAAAUCCAUCCAAUAUACGCUGGUGGUUUCAUUGCUAUGCCAUGUACUGUCCAGCAGAGGACACUCAAGCAAUAACAUUACCCUUAUGACUACUGCAAGCACUCUGUAGUGUUCAGACUUCAUUGUUCUAGAAGUUCAUCAUCAGGCAGGUAAAACACUCAUCUGUGUUUUCAUGCACCUUAAAACUCUCUAAGCUCAAGCUUUUAGCUCAAAUAUUCGAAAUUGCUUUCGUGUAUUUGUCGGUUUGUGUUAAUCACAUUUGUGUCACUUGGAGCUUGACAAAUGUUACGUUAAAUAAAAAGUUGUUUACUUGUAUUCCAUUUCAUAACACUGAUUGAAUUAUCUGAUUGAUACUUUAAAAUAGAUGCUCAAGACUAAGUGGGAUAUGGUUAAUAGAUAUUUUAGAGCAAAAUGCUGAUUUCUGAAAUGUGUUGUCUGUCUUGACAGUCACUUAGCAGUGAUUGCAGCAGCUGAAGGGAAAAGAAUGUGACUUUUUCCCCAAAUUAAGUUAUAUUUACUGGAGGUAGAGAUUCUCCAUCUAGAAAAACUGAUAUGACUUGUUGCUUGGUCUUGUCUUACAAUUGCAUUUGCAAAUGUUUUGACAUAUCCAGAUAUAGCCAAAGGAAUGACCCAUGGGACCCAAAGAAAUGAACCACCUUAUCUAACUACUGAACUUGUGGGUGAGUUUUGGCAGGCAAAGUAAUUGCAACUGUCUAGUUCUGCUUGUCUUUCAGCUGCUUUGUCCAGAUGAUAUUUUGUUAACGCAUCUUGGUGCAUAUAUCAUUUCCUGUGGUGACUUUAGAGCCAGGGGUUUGGGCGAGAUAGUUUUAAUCCAAAAUCUGUAACACUGAAAAACAUAUUUUAUGUGACAAAAUAUACCUAUUCCAAUUGAGAACAAGAGCUAAUUCCAGAAGAGAGAUUAUGAGAAUUAUGCACAAGGAAUCAACAAUGCCAGAAAAAGGUGUUACAGCCUACAGCAGAUUUAGGAAGCUAUUACUCCAGGCUCAUGAGGUCAAGGAGGUGACAAUAAAAUGGCCUCUUUGGAUAGAGAGAGAAAGGCUGGCACAAGAAGGUAAUAACCUGCUUAUCAAGGGUUUUUUUUCCCCUUUCUUGUGGAAAAAUUAUUUCCAGCCAGAGUCAGGGUACAAAGCCCAGUUGCCUUUGGGUGAUACAGCAGCU